Messenger RNA from Drosophila eugracilis, 4615 nucleotides. Its product is annotated as anoctamin-6. The transcript has 9 exons. Gene Ontology annotation, molecular function: chloride channel activity; protein dimerization activity. The coding region runs from base 519 to 3599 and encodes 1026 amino acids. Lineage: Eukaryota; Metazoa; Arthropoda; Insecta; Diptera; Drosophilidae. Gene Ontology annotation, biological process: chloride transmembrane transport. Gene Ontology annotation, cellular component: plasma membrane. The record is from RefSeq and is a predicted model, not a curated record.
GAAUUUGUGUAUUUCUGCCUCUAUUAUUUAUUUCGUACUCUGUUUUCAGUAAUCGCCAAACAACGCGAGCGUACGCACAUUUCUUCUCUCUGGCUGUGCAUUUAUUUUUCCCUCUGACAUCAUUCGCGGGUGAAUCUCUGUGUGUGCUUGGGUUUUAGUUUCAAUUGUUUCCUUUUUUUUUUUUUUUGAUAUAUAAAAUAUAUAUACAUUUUUUUUUGGAGUCACGAGCUUAUUUCCUGCACAAAUAUCGCUCUUUUUUCACUGCCGGCAGUUUGAAAAUCGUAAUGCGUGGAAGUCGGUGCCGUUGCGCAGCCGCUGAGAAAGUGACGAAAAAUCCGAAAGUUAAGAAGGAUCCACUGUCGCCAGGACACGAUACGAGGGAUCAGAAGGAUCAGCUGGAUUUCUGAGAGGGAUCACAGCGAUCGAUCAUCGACUUCCAAAACCAAAAACAAAAAAAUCAAAAAGAAUAAAACUGCCGCCAAGACAUUCACCUUGCUCUUCCUCUGCUACCACCAAUCAUGUAUUCGGCGGUCCGCACCCACGACUACGACUAUCCCGAAUCGGAAAUGGACGAACGGGAGAGCCUGUAUUUCGACACCAUAUCGCUGGCCGAGUCGGAAGCGGCGGCUGCUGCCGCGGCCCAUCGCAAAUCAAUCUCGCAGUCGAGGAACACCAUCUACCAUUCGGCUGUCGAUCUUGCCGGAGAUGAGGGCAGAAGCAGCAUGCGUUUGGGUGGCAGCGGAUCAGCAGCCGAACAUUCAGCGCUAGCCUGGCAACCCGGCUAUCGGCAAUCGACAGCGCUGGAGCACUUGAACGGUGGUGGCGGUAGCGGUAAUGGUGAUCAAACGGACGCCGCAAUCGCUGCCCAAAUAACUGCCCUACAAAAUGGACGAAACCACCUGCCCACGGGGAUCGGUGUGACCGGAGAUGGAGGACAAGGAGGUGGUGACGAUGAGGUCUCUAGACGUCUGUUAAGAACUAGUAGCAACAUUUCUAAUAAAGAUAAGAAAUUGCCAAUAACAUACUCCCAGUGGAAAUCAAGGACGUACAGACGUUUCGAUGAUGGCAAACGCAGCGUGGACUUUGUAUUGGCAUACAAUGGAGAGGAUCAAUCGGAGGAGCAUCGGCGCAAGUGCGAGAUCUUCGAGGCGAACCUGCAGCGGGAGGGCUUGCAGCUGGAGCACAACAAAGUGCAGCGAGUGCAUUUUAUCAAGAUUCAUGCACCGGCGGAUGUCCUGUAUCGUUAUGCGGAAAUACUCAAGAUCAAGGUUCCGCUGAAGCCAAUUCCCGGUCAGGAUCAAAUAUUCGCCGAGUCGGCGCAUCAAUUUAAAUCCUGCUUCAGCCGCAUGUGUCGCAGUCUCUUUAGCUCCGUGCAAUUGAAUACGGCUCUGUUUCCGGAACGUGAACCUCGCAUCCAUCUUGAGUUCUCCCGCAACUAUCUGGAGCUGUACGACACGGAGCAUCCAAACUUCCUUGACGCCAGCACCCGCUAUUCCAUCAUCAACUUUAUUCUGCAGCGACAGCAUUUCAUCGAAGGCGAGGAGACGGCUGACAAUCUGGGCAUCGAGAAGCUCGUCCAAGAUGGCGUUUAUACCUGCGCCUAUACCCUGCACGAUAAGGACGAUCGCGAUCGUCUGCUCAAGGAGUGGGCCAACAUAUCCAAGUGGAAAAACCUGCAACCACUGGACCAAAUUAAAGACUACUUUGGAGCAAAGGUGGCACUAUACUUCGCUUGGCUGGGAUUCUACACGCAAAUGCUGAUACCCAUUAGUGUUUUCGGAGUGUUAUGUUUCCUGUACGGGUUCAUCACGUGGAGCAGCGAUCCGAUUAGCCGGGACAUUUGUAACGAUAAUGGGACAAUAAUGUGUCCACAGUGCGACCGCAGCUGUGACUUUUGGCGACUAAACGAGACAUGUACCUCUUCCAAGUUCAACUAUCUGAUAGACAACAAUAUGACGGUGGUGUUUGCCCUAUCGAUGGCCAUUUGGGCUGUGGUAUAUCUGGAGUUUUGGAAGCGCUACUCGGCUGGUCUGGUGCAUCGCUGGGGACUGACAGGUUUUACCCACCAUGUGGAGCAUCCGCGUCCGCAAUACUUGGCCAAAAUAUCGCAUUCGAGAAGGCUGGCCGGAAAAGCUUAUGAACAGGAUCAGACUGGCAAACGGAACGUUUUGGAUCCGGAUGUGCCCUUUUGGAGUAUCAAGUUCCUGCCAAACUUCACUAGUUAUAGCAUCAUGAUAUUGUUUAUUUGCAUAUCAGUCAUUGCCAUAGCCGGAAUAAUCAUCUAUAGAAUGGCACAGCGAGCUUCACAUAGCAUUCUGGGCAGUGAGAAUUCGAUGACCUUUAAGGUUAUGAUCCUUCCGAUGACGGCGGGUAUCAUUGACCUCAUUGUAAUCUCGCUGCUGGACAUGGUAUACUCUAACUUGGCAGUGAAGCUAACCAACUACGAGUACUGUCGCACUCAGACGGAGUACGACGAGAGCCUGACUAUCAAAAACUAUGUGUUCCAGUUUGUCAAUUACUACUCAUCACUUUUUUACAUCGCCUUCCUCAAGGGCAAGUUUGUCGGCUACCCGGCCAAGUAUAAUCGGGUACUGGGCUUUCGCCAGGAGGAAUGCAAUCCUGGCGGCUGCCUUAUGGAGCUCUGUAUGCAGUUGGUGAUUAUCAUGGCUGGCAAGCAGGCGAUCAACGCCAUUGUGGAGAUGCUAAUCCCGUAUCUAAUGCGCACCUUUAAAGAGCUUAGCUACCGCCAUGGUUGGUACAAGAGUCACCAGGAUCAGCGUCUCGUGCCCUAUAACCAAUUCACCGAGGACUAUAAUCUACUGCCCGCCGAGAACAAUUCGCUUUACGUUGAAUACCUUGAAAUGGUUGUGCAAUUUGGCUUCAUCACCCUGUUUAGUUUGGCCUUCCCCUUGGCGCCGCUUUUAGCCCUGCUAAACAAUGUGAUAGAGGUGCGGCUGGACGCCAUCAAGAUGCUGCGCUUCCUGCGACGGCCAGUUGGAAUGCGAGCUCGCGAUAUUGGAGUUUGGCAUAACAUCAUGACCGUCGUCACCCGGAUAGCCGUGGCCUCGAGUGCAAUGAUCAUCGCAUUUAGCACGAACCUUAUACCGAAAAUCGUGUACGCCGCCUCUAUGAAUGAUCCCGAGCUUAACAACUAUCUGAACUUCACGCUGGCUGUGUUCAACACCAAGGAUUUCCAAGUACAGCCGUUGCUGGGUGGCAGUCAACAUGUAAACGAGACCGUGUGUCGCUACACCGAAUUCCGAAACUCGCCAACGGAUCCGCACCCCUAUAAACGUCCCAUGAUAUAUUGGAAGAUACUGACGGGUCGGCUGGCCUUCAUCGUCAUUUACCAGACCUUUAUCACCAUGCUACAGGGUAUCCUGCGUUGGGCCGUACCGGAUGUUUCGGGACGCCUGUUGAAGCGCAUCACACGGGAAAACUUCUUGUUGCGGGAGCACAUCAUCGACUACGAGAAACAGCACGCCAUGAAGAUGGCACAAACGGAACUGGGUAACCAAAAAACUUCGGAAAGCGAACCGCGUCAGCCUCAAAACGAGACUGUAAUCCUUAAACGCGAUGAAGCCACCUCCUUUGUUUAAGGAACGGCAAAUGGGAGCUGCAUGUACAUCAGAUCAUUCCUUGGUUUCUCGAGCAUAACACGUAGUUAGCAGAACUUUUGUAUAUACAGACAGGCGAAUAUGUUGGGAUCCAUCUAAUGUUAUCGCAUGGAAGUUGUGCUUCGUACUUAAGAUGAUUUUUGUACUGUGUUUGCAUUGAAAAUGCUCAACGAAUACGGGGGCAUCGGAGCUCCAAGUCAAGCAAUUGCAUUUUUAUAUACACACACGAAUAGGGUUUUAUAUAUAUUGUUAAUUGAUUUUCCAAACGGAUCGUAUUGGGUAUGAAUUCAUGCAACUCCCGGCAGAAGAGCCUAGAGAAUUGAAUCAUCAUCCCGUAAGAUCAUUGUGUGGCCAAGACGCUUUAGCAGCACACAAAAUCGAAAACAGAAUAUACAGUUAUAGAGAUAUGUAUUUGAAUAUUUUUACAUUAUAUACACACGUCCAAAGUGCAUUAACAAGGAGUAUUUAUAAUUUAAAAAUAAAAUUGAAAAAAGAAUGGAACCUUUGGUAGCUAUUUCUACAUACCUAUAGGGAUGAUGGAUCGAUCAUGAAGAAAUCGAUAAGAAUAAGAAACGAAUUAUAUAUAUACCACAAGAUGUGUGCAAGUUAUAAUAUGCUAACAUUAAACACUAAGAAACAAUCCAAUGUACCUUACAAUGUUACCCACAAACUCAGACAUAUACAUAUAUGGUAUGGUUCAUCCUCUCCCUCUAAUCCAUUGUUUUUAUUGUUGAUUAUUGCCAAGCGAGAGCAUUGCACAUUUCGCAAUAUUUUGUAGAACUCUAAAUGCUACCAGUACGUACACCUAUAGUGAAUUGUUGUUUUGAUAAACAUAUUUAUACGAUAAUAAUAACAAUAACAACUACGAUUACGAUAGAUAUUAAGCCAGAAACGAAUUGUUUUGUGUGCUGGUCUGCAUGUGAAUCCAAACAAAAAAAAAAAGAAGUAACAAAUAAAAAAAUGGGUUUAACUCCAUUAAUGUUAACAGUGAGAUAUAA